UGUACUGACAGGCCAUAUUUUCCUUUGACGUGAAGAAAAAAUUACCGUUUACUACAAUUUGACACCAAAUACAAUUAAUUUCUUCAACAAAUAAUCUUGUUUUUAUUGUCCUGUUACUUUUAGAUAAGUUUUGAACAAAACAUGAGUUCAAAAUCAAAAAAAGAUAAAGAAAAAGAAAAGAAAGAAAAGGAUAAAAAGAAAAAAGACAAAAAGAAAGCCGAAGAGGAGAACAAAUGUGAUAAACGGGGCGCCCGUAACUAUUCACAAUACUAUGACGCACCUGACGGCUGCCACGUGCAGAAAAAGAUCAUGGUUACCACCCGAUACGGGAUCGUCACCGGCCUCAUAGCGGGCACAUACGACGUGCUCAUGUACUCCCAUGUUGUCGGCUUAGCGCCUAUAUUAACACGGUAUGCACGUCAUAUGGUACCUAUAGCUUUGAUGGGAGCCACGUUCGCUGCGGUCGCCAACGCAGUUCAGCACGCGAGGAACGUAGACGAUCCGUUGAACUAUUUCGCAGGUGGCAUGGCGUGCGGUCCUAUCCUCGCCAUGUACGUGAGGUCGGGCCACGGUGUGGUAGCCGGGGGGCUUCUAUUGGGUAUCAUAGCCGUAAUGAAGAAGGAACUCGUCGACAGGGACUGCCCAUUUAUACAGAAGUUUCCUCCUCACAUGAACACUAUUAGAAGCUGGAGAAAUGACUGGACACUCGUACGCGACCCGAGAGAUGAUAUGCUGCACACUUGUAUGAUAAAGAGAAGCAGUGACGACUGUUCAUAAAGAUUAUAAAGUAAAAAUUAUUUUAGACUAAUUAUGUUAUUGGCUUAUGAAUAAAAUAUUUCAAUGUACUGUC
Trichoplusia ni (cabbage looper) is the source of this 850-nucleotide messenger RNA. RefSeq names its product NADH dehydrogenase [ubiquinone] 1 alpha subcomplex subunit 11-like. The transcript has 5 exons. The coding region runs from base 142 to 777 and encodes 211 amino acids. The record is from RefSeq and is a predicted model, not a curated record. Gene Ontology annotation, biological process: mitochondrial respiratory chain complex I assembly. NCBI's taxonomy places the organism in Eukaryota, Metazoa, Arthropoda, Insecta, Lepidoptera, Noctuidae.